AUGACGAAUAGCUUGGUAAUAGCUCAAAAAUGCUCGAGUUCGCUGUCGAUAUUGGGCUCUGCGUACAUCUUUCAAGAAGUGGUCCGAGAUCCCGAAAAGCGGUCCAAGGUGAUCUUUCGAUUGCUGGCGUCCAUGAGUUUGUGCGAUGUCUUUUGCAGUGCUUGGUUCUUUACAGGGACGUGGGCCGUUCCCAAGGGCACACCAGGGAUUGCCGGUGCCGCCGGUACCGAAACAUCCUGCAAAGUCCAAGCCUUUGUCAUGUACGCCGCCGUGACCACACUGAACUUUAACGCCUGCUUGGCGCUCUACUACUUGGUCUCCAUUCGCUUGGGGUGGAGAGAAGACCGCAUUCGACGUUACGUGGAACCCUUCUGCUACAUUUACGCGGUGGGAUUGGGACUGGUGGUGGGCAUUGUUCCCAUGAUUUUGGACUUGUACAGUCCCGCCACCUUUUGGUGCAGCAUUCAACCAACACCCGAAACAACUCUGACGCAGUACAUUUGGUUGCUCUUCUACGUACCCGCCUGGUUUACGGCUGUCUUUGUCACGGUCGCCAUGGCGGUCAUUUACAGACAUGUAAGACACACAGAAGCACGGGCGCAACGAUACGAUUUCAAUGCCCAAAUACAAACACAACAACCAUCAUCAUCACAACCACCACCACAAUCCACUCAAGAAACCGAGGAGCCACCGUCGACUCCUUCGCAAACAUUUCACCGAUUGGCAUCCGCCGUGUCCUUGAAAUGGAUAAAGAAACAACGACCAAAACAACCAUGCACCGCAGCACGAUCUUCCAAAGUGGCCACACAGGCAUUCUUUUAUUGUUUGGCCUUUUACAUGACCCUUGUCUUUGCCACGGCCACUCGUGCCAUGCAAGCCAUCACGGGAUCCGUGCCCCACGGAAUCCUCCUCUGUUUCAUGAUCUUUUAUCCCCUGCAGGGAUUCAUGAAUUUCUUGGUCUACAUGCGUCCGCGAUGGACGACAGCUAUUUCACAGUGGCACUCCAAUCGACAGCGAGAACGCACCGCCGCAGACAGUACCACUACGAGCGGUCGACCCUCCAGUAGUAGUAAGCUGCGCACCAGUUUGUGGGGUCUACGAUCCAGUUCUUCUCGAUGGAGUUUUUCCAGAGGUGGUAGUGGCAGGCCAAGCGAUCGCUCCUGGAAGGGUUCCUCGCACAACAUUAUUAUUCACGACGAGGACGAACAACAACAAGCAAAUGACAAAUCGCAGCCUUCGCAACCGUGGGAAGAACCCAACAUGGAGGGGCAAACACAAAAGUCCAUGCAACUCUCCCAACCAUUUGAACUCGAGGAUAUCCAAGAGGAUGAAUUCGCAGAGCCAACCAAGAACACACGCACCAGUUUGUGGGGUUUACGAUCCAGCUCCCGUACGCCAAGUGGCGCCGUGGAUAUCGAAGAGGGGUACGCGGAGAAAUCCCAGCACGUACCAUUGGAACUCGAGCUGGUGGUUGCAGAAGAACACGAGAAUGAACAAUGA
Messenger RNA from Seminavis robusta, 1500 nucleotides. NCBI's taxonomy places the organism in Eukaryota, Bacillariophyta, Bacillariophyceae, Naviculales, Naviculaceae. The record is from the annotation of a GenBank genome assembly.